Messenger RNA from Dunckerocampus dactyliophorus (ringed pipefish), 5875 nucleotides. It is a transcript of the gene zc3h12aa, whose product is annotated as endoribonuclease ZC3H12A. The record is from RefSeq and is a predicted model, not a curated record. Bases 7 to 1761 code for a protein of 584 amino acids. Lineage: Eukaryota; Metazoa; Chordata; Actinopteri; Syngnathiformes; Syngnathidae. Gene Ontology annotation, cellular component: cytoplasmic ribonucleoprotein granule; nucleus. The transcript is spliced from 6 exons. Gene Ontology annotation, molecular function: mRNA binding; RNA endonuclease activity; metal ion binding. Gene Ontology annotation, biological process: 3'-UTR-mediated mRNA destabilization; nuclear-transcribed mRNA catabolic process, RNase MRP-dependent.
CCCAACAUGUCCACAUCUGCAGGGAGAGGAGUGGGAGGAGGAGGAAGAAGAUUCACUGUACUUUCACGCAGCCCAGGACUCUUCAUUCACACCAGGAACAAGAAGAGAAAAGAAGCAAAACUAAGACGGACAGCCACAGAUAGCGAAGAUCUCCAGCUCAGGGUGGACUUCUUCCACAAGUUGGGUUACUCCUCAAGGGAUAUCAAGCUGGACGUCUACACGGACACCAACUCUGUGCUGGAGGAGCCGGUCCAGAUCCGCAGUGUCGCACCCGGUUCAACUAGCAGUGGCGGAGAAGAGAGGAGCUCAGACAAGGAAGAGAACUUUUUGGGUCCCGGUCAGAGGUUUGGACCUCUCAGAAUGACGCCUGGCAAGGCAGGUGGAGACCCCGAGUUGAGGCCUGUUGUUAUUGAUGGUAGCAAUGUAGCCAUGAGCCAUGGCAACAGGGAAGUGUUCUCAUGCCGAGGCAUCCAGCUGGCGGUCAACUUCUUCCUGAAGAGAGGACACACAGCCAUCAAGGUGUUUGUUCCAUCUUGGCGCAAAGAACAGAGCCGGCCGGAUGCUCCCAUCACCGAUAAACACAUCCUGACAGAGCUGGAAAAGCAGCAAGUAGUCGUCUUCACUCCAUCCCGCCGUGUCCGUGGGAAGCGGGUGGUCUGCUCCGACAACCGCUUCAUCGUCAGGUUGGCGUGUGAGUCGGGCGGAGUGAUCGUAUCCAAUGACACCUACUGCGACCUGCAAAGAGAGACGCCCGAGUGGAAGAAAUGCAUCGAGGAGAGGCUUCUCAUGUACUCCUUUGUGAAUGACAAGUUCAUGCCACCAGAUGACCCUCUGGGCCGUUACGGUCCCAGUCUUGACAACUUCCUCAGGACAAAGCCUUUACCAACAGAGCAAAAGAAACAAGUCUGUCCAUACGAUAAAAAGUGCACUUAUGGCAUGAAAUGUAAGUUCUACCACCCAGAGCGGGCCAACCAGUCCAACCAGUCGUUGGCUGAUAAACGGAGAAAAAAAGCCCAGAUUUCCCCAGUGAAUGACGAGAUAGCAUCACACACGGCGUCUCAGUCAAACGCCGACCAUCAUCCUCAGGAAUUAUACAUGGAGCCCAAAUUCGACCAGCAGAGGUCUUCACAUCUCGCUGGGGUUACUGAAAACAAAAUCUUGUACCGGGGAGGUCCAGGAAACGGCCCAAACCACAUACCCUCCAAUAAGGGGUCUUCCGGGCUGCCCUUCAUCCCCAAUCACUACCCUGCCAGCUACUCUUUUGAGUUCUUGGACUCCGGCCUCGGCUCCUAUGAAAGCCAGUACUCAGAUGUGAGCAACUCCCACAGGCCCACACAGUCCUGCAGGUGCUACUCACACCCGAGAACCAUGGACUCUGCAGGUCAAUUCUUGUUCCCAGCUCAGAACCACAGCCUACCGAGCCAACAUCCAUACAGCGAAGCUCCUCAUUGUCAACAAAAUUACUCCUCAGAACCCUUUCAUGGACAGCCCCCAGUCAGAAGAUGCUGCCCUCUUCCGGGAUCGGUCCCAGACAGCUUUUGUUGCUCCUGCACAGGCCAGCAGUACUUCCCCUGGGGCCAGCAGCAUCACCUUCCUGCUGCGUUUGACCUGCGCAUGGUGGCAUACGGUGAUAGACAUGUUCCCACAUGUGAUGGAUGCCUAGAAGCUGGCUGCAGAGCUCCUCAACCAGAAGGCCCAGAGUGGGAUGGUAUUGUAGAUUCCACCAGUCACCCACACAGGUACUGUUACAAGCUUCUAUAGCAGGGUCCAAACAUUUUCCAGCAAGGGUCACAGAAAAAGGAACAGAUGUGAGGGCCACUUUCAUAGCCUUCACAUUUGAGUUCUGAAAAUAUAUUAAAACCAGUUAGGUCAAGCUACAGUAUGACAGUGCCUUUCAAAGAGUGGGUGUCAGGAGGGCGGGGGGACUUUCAGUAUUAGCGCACAUCUGCCAAUAUCUACGCCUUUUAAUGCUCUGCAUGUGUUUUGACCCUUGAAUACGCUUGUGUGCCUUGCUGCUCUCCAGGUGUGCCUUAUGUUGCAUCAUUUUGCUGGGUUCAGUUCCGAGUUCACUCCGGCUCGCUCCUCCUUUCCACGCUAAAUUUGCCCACGUCCCACCCCUUGGGUUAUAUGUAACGUUUUCUAAGCUUUUUCCACUCAUACACUGGUUUGUACGGAAAAAUAAAUACAUAUCAGGUUCUCACAAUUUUUCAAAUUUAAAAAAAAAUUCUGUCCCCGGGGGGGGGGGCUUGACAGAAAAUUAUUGAGAACCACGCAAAGCAGUUUUUCUCAUUAAUUAAUUAUUUUUUUCAUGAUCCAAAUACGAUAUAAAUAUUAUAUAUUAUAGGCCAAUACAUUUUUUUUUUAUUUUUGUACGAGUUUAAUUUAAAUUUAAAUCAAUUUUCUGAUUAUCCAAAUACUUUUUAAAAAAUUAUACAGGCCAUUACAUGUUUCUCAAUUAUUUUUUAAUUUUUUCAAUUUUAAUGAAUUAAUUGCUGAUUCCUGAACACUUUAAUAAAUAUUAUGCAGACAUAAUACAGUCACAUUUUUACAGAACAUUUCUCAUAACUUGUUAAUAGUUUUUUUUUUCUCAGCAUGUCCCUUAAUCAUACUUCGUAAUUUUCUGAUGCAGGCUGUGUUUGAUAUUAUUUUUAAAUGAAUGUGCCGCAGGCCAGAAAAAACGAACUGCCACAGUUGUGCAAUAUGUGUGAAUUCAUUCAGCAGAUCGUCCUAAUAGUGUUUACAGUGAGUAUAAAAGGAGACUGGGCCCUAUGUGAAAUGCAAUCGGAAAUUUUAAAAAUGGUCUCUAUGUACAAAACAACGUACGAAACAAGUUACAUGUCUGUAAUUUAUUUGCAUACAAAUACUUGUGUUGCAAUGUCUUAGCCUGCUGCUCUGAUGCAAGCCUCAUCAAAUCACUGAUGACUUCACAGUAAUUACCGUAAAUGUUGUAAUUAUAGCCAGGGUGUGUAUUUUCCCUAAACCGCAAAGAGGGUGGGGCGUUAUUUAAAAGCAAACCUGCAGAGAGCCUGUUGAAUGUGAAAACUCAUUCUCGAUAGCAAGUCAUUUUUAAAAACUUUGAUAAUGAUUUGGAGUGCAUGAGAAAGAUGAAAGGGAAACCCUUGCGUUCUUUGACCACAUGGUCAUUUAUUAACAAGUAUAUUGCACAACACAGCAGCAACAGAGCCAAUGUUGUUGCCAAUCGCGGUAAGGAGCAAACUGCUUAGCCGGCGUUAAUACAGCUGAUGAGUUCGUUGUAAACAACAGUGCGGCGAGUGUAACACGCAUGAGUUUUCACACCAACAUGUUUAAAGCGCAUGCAGAGGUAGACAAAGGUACUGGAUGCUAAAAAUGCAGCUACUUCCAUCUUGUGGGGUCAAUUCAUUUGCUUUUGUAGACCACGCACCCGACAAAUAUAGGAGACUCAGUGGUUAUUUGGAUACAGGCGUUAACUGACGCAUUUACAGUAGGGAAAUAUAUAUGAGAAUAUUAUAUUUAAUGAAUGAAUGUGGGUCCUAAGUACCCAGUCUGAUGCUUCCGUUGCUCAUAGGACUUUUUGGUUAGUAAAACAUAGGUCCAGUCUGGCUGUUAAUUACACUUAAAUAUACAUACAGCAGAGGGAAAUUUUGGGAUAAUAUAUACAUAAAUAAAUAUAAAAUAUAAAUAAUUCAAACACAUUCCCACCUUUACUCAGCAUUUGCAGCCAUUUUAUUGUUGACAUGAUCAUAGUAUAGUUUCAGUUUGUUACCUUGCCUGAGAUUGUUGGCUUUCAAAAGACUCGGAAACACAUCAUAUCUUCUUCAGACUAAAAUCUUUAAUAUGUCAUUCAAGGCAAAACAAAAAUGCCUUCCAUGCCCAACCGGUUUUGAAGAUAUAAAGAUAUUAUUGUGGGAGCACAAACGUUUCACUUCCAAAGCCUCACACAAUCCCUUUUGCAACUUCUUACUCUAUAUUGGUUUGUAGUUUUUAAUUGCAAAAAUGGUGAGGUUGAUGAUUGAUUUCAAUUCAAGCUGUAUUGCUUUUCAAAUAAAUCAGUACUGCUCUGUCCGGGGGUGUCUCCACACGCUGUUUCAGUGUCAUUCCCAGGCCAUCAGUAGCUUGUGGAAAGGUACGAAGGCACCAUGGCCGGGUUUGCUGCACAGAAUACAGAGAGAAACCUGAACUGCAUGUCACAGGUUUAUUUAAAAUGCCUCCUUGACACAUUUUGUAGUCCAAAUUGCACUUUUGGUUGGAAAAUCUCUUGUAAGAACAGUAACCUUCCGCCAACCAUGCACCACCUACCAGUCAAAGUAGCAGUGUCCCUUAUGGUGGCCGUCCCGCACGCCGUGAUCAGGCGCCUGCAGCUCCACCCCGAUGUGGAGCUCUGACUCCCCCUGCAGGUGACCCAGGAAGCGAACGCUACCUGUGCUGAUUCGCCCGGAAGGCAGCAUGAUUCUGACCCGGUGACCCAGCUGCAGAUCCAUGGGUGAGUGGGGGACGAAAACCCGGUGCGGCCCUGAAGAUCUUCCUGAUCUCACACUUGGAGGGGAGAGAGGAGCACCGUCAUCAUGUCAUACAACAAACAAAUGUUUCAUACGCGUACUUCAAAGUACUUCAUGUUUUUCUGGCAACCGAUCCUACAGUUAUAUUUUGUUAACAAUGCUGACAUUUGCAUUAACAUUAACAACAACAUGGGACGUGGUGUGUGUAUACAGUGUUCCCUCGUUUACCGCGGGGGAUAGGUUCCCAAAAUAGCCCGCAAUAAGUGAAAUCAGCGAAGUAGCCAACUUUAUUUGCUUACAAGUAUUAUAUACGUUUUAAAGCUGUAAACCCGUCACCAUACACUUUAUACACUUUUCUCAGACAGACAUUAAGAUUUUCUCACAUUUUAAACACGCUCAAAGUUCAAAUUUUGUUUGAAUUUGAAUGAUCAACCUAGUAGGUUGGACACAAGAAAUUAUUAAGUGACUCACGUGUAUUCAUACCUCUGUCCUGGCGCCGUUCGGCUGUCGCGUUUUUGUAUCCUUGUUAAAACAUAUUGCUCCUGCCGUCGUCCUCCUCGUCCUUGUCCUUAGCUUCUUCUUCUUCUAUUGGUUAUUGGCGGUUAGCAAGCAGCUCACACAGUUAGCUUAGUUUGCUAGCAACUAUUGACCACAACAGGAAACUGCACAAAGGAGAUUGAUGGGCAAUGGUCUACAGCCAAUCAGGACGCAGGCCGCAGGUUCUCCCUUAGCCAAUACGGACUGUUGUGGCUCUAUACAGUAUUUAGCCAGCUAUUGUCUACUGUGGGUUCCUAAUAUGCGUGUACAAGCACAUAAACACAUACUGAGACCAGGUGGAGCUGCGCACGUCUUCAACUCUCACAUGAGUAUACAACACCCUCUACUGGUAGCAGUAGUAAAUACAAUAACAGACCCAUACAACAGAGCACGGAUAGAUCACUCGAAUACACCACAAGGAUGCAGAAAUCUGCAAAACAGCGAAUCCGUGAAAGGUGAAUCGCGAUGUAGCGAGGGAACACUGUACAUAUGCAAAUAAAAGGUAAGACCACAAAUGUUUUUCAGUUCAUUUAAAAAGGAGUUACUGCCUCACCAGCCAUGAAGCUCACCGCACGUAAUUGAUAGACACUUUAUUGCUCUCCUAAAGAAAUUCACAUUUUAUCAGUGAUGUGCGGUCAGCGAAGUCAUGAAAGUGAUUAAAAAUAAAAAUAAUUUAAAAAAAUAAAAAAUGAAUAAUAACAUAAAAUAUUUUGUCCAUUGAAGUGUACUACAAAUGUAUUUCCUGCUAAAUCACUGAAUUAGCAGAUUUCCUGAUCAAGUACAGGGAAGAAACCGAAGGUGAGGCCACCGUGAGCAUGGCUUCUCAGCUGAGUGCGCACUUAGUCACCUCAGGUGUUGCA